CCGUGCGAUGAGCACGUGAGCAUCCCAAUAUAACUCAGUGCAGUACGAAAGUGACAGUGAGUGAGUGUUUUGAGUGUUGAGUUACUGUGCCUUAGUUUAGUUUUGCGGAAACUGCAAUGGCGUUGAAACUUAUCAGAUUAUGAGCCCCCGAAUGGGGCUGAGCCUAGGCAAGGCGCUAUGUUGGGAGUCACUCUUUUCGUCCUCUCACAUAUAGUUGGGUGUCAAUUCACAAAAGAAAACACGACAUCAGAAGACUCAACGGUUACACCGUACUACGUGUUGAGCACCGGAGCUCAAGCACCGAUCAUGCUGCGCCUGGGGAACUCCACCAUCGAUAGCAGCAAGGCAUUCAAGGUGCCGCAGCCGACCCAGGACUCCAACGACAUUCAGACCCAGAUACCACACGUGGUUGGUGUGAAGAACACAUACUUCGACCACGACCGUCGGUACGGGCCCACGUUCGAGGAUGUUCCCGUAGGCAAUAUCACGAAAAUAACUGUGCAGUUGGGAGAAGACGCACAUUUGAAUUGCAGGAUCAGUCUCCUGCAGGAUAAGACAGUUUCAUGGGUCAGAAGAAGAGGAAGGGAUGAAAUGCCAGAACUUCUAACAGUGGGUGCAGUGACUUACGCUGCAGACAAUAGGGUGACUGUGGCAAAACGGUAUCCAGGAAACUGGAGGCUACUUAUCAGGGAGGUGAAACCUGAAGAUGAAGGUGUCUACGAGUGCCAGAUAUCCACACACCCACCCAGAGUCAGCAGGACAUAUCUACAUGUUAAUACCCCGCAAGUGUGGGUCGUAGACGAAGCCGGCUCGCCACUUCUGGAGAAGUACUAUGAAGCGGAGUCUACCCUGGCGCUGGUCUGCCGUGCUAGAUACGUGGAUACACCAGCUGUUCUCACGUGGCUGCAUGAGAGCCGAGCACUCAACUCGGAUACGUCUAGAGGAGGAAUAAGUGUGAAGACAGAGCAAGUCUCUGGCGGAGCAGACAGUGUACUGCGUCUGGCGCGAGUGAACAGCAGUGACGCCGGGAACUACACGUGCGCGGUCCGAGGAGCGAGGCCCCACACUGUCGCCGUGCAUGUACUCAACGAAGAAAGCCUAGCCGAGCUCCAUGCCAGUGCCAGAUCCUUACAACCUCCAACAAGAACCUUCAUGUCACUGUAUCUCAUAGCAGUCGCUAUAUCCCAGCCAUCGUUAUAUCAAAUAACAAUCGUGUUCGUAACAAUUUUACAUAACUUUAGGGCCCAAGGUUUACUUAAUUUAAUUAAUGAACAAUUUACAGUACUAUUACUGCCUACGUGAUAGUUAUCGGUAAUAUAUAAUAGUGUUUAAAGUUAUA
Molecule: messenger RNA, 1339 nt
Organism: Leptidea sinapis
Lineage: Eukaryota; Metazoa; Arthropoda; Insecta; Lepidoptera; Pieridae
Exons: 7
Coding region: 178-1302 (374 amino acids)
Biological process (GO): synapse organization
Cellular component (GO): neuron projection membrane
Source: RefSeq, a predicted model, not a curated record